AUGGGAAGCCCACUCUGUGCGACGCUGACGCUUCUCAUCGCUGCCGGCUGCCACCUCGUGCUGGCAUCGGGGGAGCGAGCCGGUGCUGGUGGCUACAGGGAGGAAAUCGUGUUUCCGGAGCGCCUGGCGGGCGUGUCUGGGGAGGGGCUGGGCGGCAGCCCCAGCCAGUGGCUUCUCUACCGCAUCCGCACCUUGGGGGAAGACCUGGUCCUGGACCUGGAGUGGGACCCCAGCUUCCUGGCGGAGGGGCUGACCGUGCAGUACCUGGGCAGGAGAGGGCAGCCAGCCGCGGUCGACGGGACGACCGAGCCAGGGAGCUACUACACCGGCACGGUGAACUCCGACCCAGACUCCGUCGCGGCGGUGAACUAUGACGGGGUGUCACUGCUGGGGGUGCUGCAGUACCACGGCGCCGAGUACCACGUGCAGCCCCUGGAUGGGGGGGCGCCCAAUGCCGCAGAUGGAGCCGGUGCCCAUGUGCUCAGGAAGAAGAUACCCGAGAAAGCCAAUGGCACCAUGUGUAGUGUGGGCGCCCAAGCUCUGGGCACGGCUCCAGCCAGCGGAAGGGAGCCCCGCGCCGCAGCAGCGUCCUCGAGGAGAGCAAAGCGGUUCGCCUCGGUGCCGCGCUACGUGGAGACGCUGGUGGUGGCGGACGAGCACAUGGCCCAGUUCCACGGCGCCGGGCUCAAACGCUACCUGCUGACCGUCAUGGCCGCUACCGCCAAGUUCUUCCGCCACGCGAGCCUGCGGAACCCGGUGACGCUGGUGGUGACGCGGCUGGUGGUGCUGGGGCCCGGCGAGGAUGGGCUGCAGGUCACGGCCAACGCUGCCCAGAUGCUGCGCAACUUCUGCCAGUGGCAAAAGGGACUCAACAAGCCUGACGACGCGGAUUCAGAGCAUUUCGACACGGCCAUCUUCUUUACCCGGCAGAACCUGUGCGGCAUCUCCACCUGCGACACGCUGGGCAUGGCGGACGUGGGCACCGUCUGCGACCCCAGCCGCAGCUGCUCCAUCGUGGAGGAUGAUGGGCUGCAGUCGGCCUUCACCGCGGCCCAUGAACUCGGCCACGUGUUCAACAUGCUCCAUGACAACGCCAAGGCCUGUGAGGACCUGAACUCCAGCGGCACCCGGCACAUGAUGGCUCCGGUGAUGUCCUACGUGGACCCCGACCAGCUGUGGUCACCCUGCAGCGCCCGUUUCAUCACAGAUUUCUUGGACAACGGCCAUGGUCACUGUCUCCUGGACAAGCCUCAUGAGCCCCUGCGCCUGCCAGCCCCCUUCCCGGGCAGCAACUAUGAUGCAGACCGGCAGUGUCAGCUGACCUUUGGGCCAGACUCCCGCCACUGCCCCAACCUGCACCCACCCUGCUCCUCCCUGUGGUGCACGGGCAAGAUCAACGGGCACUUCAUGUGCCAGACGAAGCACUUCCCCUGGGCAGACGGCACCGCCUGCGGACAGGGCAAGGCUUGCAUGAAUGGGCGCUGCAUCAGCAAAGUGGAGAUGAAGGCCUUCAACACUCCCACCCCGGGCGGUUGGGGGCCCUGGGGCCCGUGGGGCGACUGCUCGCGGAGCUGCGGCGGGGGCGUGCAGUUCUCCACCCGCGAGUGCAACAAGCCCAUCCCACGCAACGGCGGCAAAUACUGCGAGGGCAAGCGCACCCAGUACCGCUCCUGCAGCACCCAGGAGUGCCCGGACGGCACAGCCCUCACCUUCCGGGAGCAGCAAUGCGCCGUCUACAACCACCGCUCAGACCUGUUCAAGGGCUUCCCUGCGCCCAUGGACUGGGUGCCCCGCUACAGCGGAGUGGCCGAGAAGGACCAGUGCAAGCUGACGUGCCAGUCGCGGGCCCUGGGCUACUACUACGUGCUGGAACCGAGGGUGGCGGAUGGGACGCCCUGCUCCCCCGACAGCACCUCGGUCUGCGUGCAGGGGCGCUGCGUCCACGCCGGCUGCGACCGCGUCAUCGGCUCCAAGAAGAAGUUUGACAAGUGCAUGGUGUGCGGGGGAGAUGGGUCCCGCUGCUCCAAGACCUACGGCUCCUUCGCCAAGCCCCGCUACGGUUACAAUGAUGUGGUCACCAUCCCAGCUGGGGCCACCCACAUCCUGAUCCGCCAGAGCAGCAGCUCCGCCACGGCCAGUGAUGGCAUCUACCUGGCGCUGCGGAGGCAGGACGGCACCUACGCCCUGAACGGGAACUAUGUCCUGGUGCCCUCGGAGCUGGAUGUCAGCCUGGCGGGCAGCGUGACACUGCGCUACAGUGGGGCCACCAAGGCCACGGAGAUCAUCACGGGCCGCGGGCCACUCCACGAGCCGCUCACCCUGCAGGCACUGGUGGUGAGCGACCACAAAGCCCCCCGGCUCAAAUACACCUUCUUCGAGCCCAAGCAGCAGAAGCGGACGACAGAGCAGUGGCUGAAGCAGAAGGCCCAGAUCCUGGAGAUCCUGAGGAACCGGCGCGGCCGCAAGGAACCCCCCCGGCAUUAG
Messenger RNA from Emys orbicularis (European pond turtle), 2484 nucleotides. It is a transcript of the gene ADAMTS4, whose product is annotated as ADAM metallopeptidase with thrombospondin type 1 motif 4. Gene Ontology annotation, biological process: extracellular matrix organization; proteolysis. Gene Ontology annotation, molecular function: metalloendopeptidase activity. Bases 1 to 2484 code for a protein of 827 amino acids. The transcript is spliced from 9 exons. Gene Ontology annotation, cellular component: extracellular matrix. Lineage: Eukaryota; Metazoa; Chordata; Testudines; Emydidae. The record is from RefSeq and is a predicted model, not a curated record.